UAAUAAUAAAAUUGAAUUUUCUACAAUGUCACAAAAGAGUAAGGUACAUCCUAUUUUUAGAAAGCUUUAAAAAGAGAACCCCUUCAAAGCCUUACACCAUUGUCCAAACGCCUCUCGCAAGGAUGGCAAUGGAUAUACGAUUCAAGAACAUAAAGGAAAUGAUGAUACAGAAAAAGAAGGAAACAAGAGGCAAAAAGAUCAAACUUCCCACAGAAUCAGAGCUAAAAUAAGUUCAGAGUCAGACCAAAGCCUGUUGAAAAGUACCAAGAAGAGAGGCCUGAUGGGCGUGAAGAGAUUCUGUCUCCUCUUAAACGCAAAAGGAUGACUCUCAUAAACGAACGAAAUAAAAUUAUCAAAGACGUUGAGAACAAAAUUCAUAAUUUGAAGAAAGAGACUGAUCAUUAUAAAUAAAUGGAAAUCUGAGAUGUUCCUCCAAGAUCUCCGAGAAGGCAAUAAGAAGACUACUCGGAAUGAGAAGAAGACAAAGGUCAGCCUUCCUCAUAUCUCCCAAUCUCAGUCUGAGGAUAGAUUCAAAUCAAGAGAGAAUUCUGAUUACAAGAGUAAUUCAAAAUAGUGAGAGGCAAAAUAGUUUGAUUCAUAAGAAUGCCAAAAACAAAAUGAAUAAAUGCAAUAAAUCAUAUUCUUCCACAAUCCAAAAGCAAGAGAACUGAUUUGAUAUCUUCAGAGACGAAGUGUUGAAGAAUCACAAAAAGUUAAACAAACAGUUCAGACAGAAAGAGCUCAGAGAGCAAAUCAUUCUAAAUGGAGGAGUUUACCCCCAUGCAUUCAAAAAUUCUGAAGGAAAAGAAGCAUUCAACCGAAACGACAGAGUCUCCUUGUUGCUCUACUCUCAAGAUCCCAGCCUUGAGAAGAAGUAUUUGUCUAAAGACAUGAAGAGAAUCUUGAAGGGUAAAAAUAUAGAUGAGAAGACAGGGAUUGAAUCUAGUAGUAAUUUCAAUCAGAAAUCUAUGAAGGAAAUAUUAGACCAGGAGUUAUCUGAAGAGACCUCACAUCUUGAAACAGUCGUUGUUUCGAAUAAAUAUAAAUCGCCUAUUAAGAAAUAUCUGAAGGAUUUAGAUGAAUUGGUUUAUGAUAAUACAACUCCAGAAGUUAAUCAGACUAUUGAUUAUGAGUCACUAAACAAGCUUGCGAUUACUCCUGAGCCUCAGAAGAAUAUUCUGACCAAAUCUUCUGAGAGAGAUGGCACUGUAGGUUUUCAGAAUCGUGGGAUGAGGGUAGACCAAGCUGAAACUGAACAGAUUCCCUUCUUACAGGUCUAUCCUUCUCAAGAGAAAAUUAAAAGUAUAGGCAGACUUGUGAGGGUUGAAAAGCAAGUCUUUGAUUCUGAAGUAAAAUCUAAGAAGAAGGAGUUGAACAGAAAGAGUCAGAAUAUGUAUAAAAGUCUUCAAUAUGAGGAUGAAGACAUUUCUCGAUACAGCCAAAUCAUGAGCAUGCUCAUUCUAUUAAUAUUUAGAUAUCAGGAAUGACGUAAUGAAGAGAAUGAGGUACCAUUACUUGAAGAAAACCCAGCUUCCUCACUUCAAGAGAGAGCUUAGAAAAUAAAAUAAUAAGUAAAAGACCAGAAGAGAGCAUUAGAUACAAAAAUUCUAAAAUGGACCUGAGUCAUUCAAAGUCAUUUCAGAGUUCUAGUAGCUCUUACCUGAAGCACCCUGAGAAGAAGUUUAAAAAUGAUUUUGUUGAUUAUUUCAAUUGUGCACUCACACAAGUAAUAUGAUAAAUAUUAGCUUUAGGCAAUGUUUUUACAGGAGAGAAAUGGUGUCAUUACCAAAGAGAAAGGUAGGCUUGUAGGAUAACAAAUAGACGAGGACUCUGAAGAAGAACACAAAGAUGAUCUUGAGGAUAUACUAAAGACAAUAAAUAUGUAGUUUUCAAUCAGCUGCUUU
This is a messenger RNA of Moneuplotes crassus, 1904 nucleotides long. NCBI's taxonomy places the organism in Eukaryota, Ciliophora, Spirotrichea, Euplotida, Euplotidae. The record is from the annotation of a GenBank genome assembly.